This is a messenger RNA of Abrus precatorius (Indian licorice), 1580 nucleotides long. RefSeq names its product protein RICE SALT SENSITIVE 3-like. The record is from RefSeq and is a predicted model, not a curated record. NCBI's taxonomy places the organism in Eukaryota, Viridiplantae, Streptophyta, Magnoliopsida, Fabales, Fabaceae. The transcript has 7 exons. The coding region runs from base 185 to 1423 and encodes 412 amino acids.
GAUGCAUCAAAGAUUUGGGAGUAAAAAAGUAAACAUCUGAGAAAGUGCAGAGAGAUGGAGAAUUGGUGUAGCUUCUAUGGUGGCUAAGUAUUGCAGACAGAGUAGCUGAGAUUGAAAAAGAAAAAAGCAGAGUGAGUUGUUGGAACAGAACAGGGGAAGUGUUUCAAAACAGAGAGAGAGAGAGAUGGUGGGCUCAGGAGGAGGAGAUAGGAGGAAAGAAGCAGUGGGAAUGAUGGCCCUUCAUGAGGCCCUCAGAACCCUCUGUCUCAACUCUGAGUGGACUUACUCUGUUUUCUGGACAAUUCGUCCUCGCCCGAGACUCAGAGGAGGUAAUGCCUGCAAGCUUGCAGUUGGAGAUGAUAACGGUUCCUUGAUGUUGAUGUGGGAAGAUGGGUUUUGCCGAGGAAGGGACUCAGUGGAAGAUGGAGAGGAUCCUGUCAGAAAAGCUUUCAGCAAAAUGUCUAUUCAGUUGUAUAAUUAUGGAGAAGGGUUGAUGGGGAAAGUUGCAUCUGAUAAGUGCCACAAGUGGGUCUUUAAAGAGCCCACAGAAUGUGAACCCAAUAUCUCCAACUACUGGCAGAGCUCUUUUGAUGCUCUUCCUCCUGAAUGGACAGACCAGUUUGAGUCAGGUAUUCAGACCAUAGCUGUGAUUCAAGCUGGACAUGGUCUUCUCCAACUUGGUUCUUGCAAGAUUAUUCCUGAAGACCUCCAUUUUGUGCUAAGAAUGAGACACACUUUUGAAUCCCUGGGAUACCAAUCUGGUUUCUACCUCUCACAACUAUUCUCUUCAACAAGGAACACUUCCUCUUCUACUUCCGUUCCUUCAAAACCAUCCACCAUUCCAAUUAGGCCACCUCCUCCACUCUUCAACUGGGGUCAAAGGUCACUCACUUCUUCUACUUCCAUGCUAUCCUCGCCCAAUUUUCAACAACAUGCAGCUAGGCAUGGUUUUCCACAAGCCAAAGAUGAGACACACAUGUUUCUAAUGCCUCAUGCAUCAUCAGAAACAGCAAGAAUUGAAGACAUGGUGGGGGAACAUGAAAAUGACAUAAAGUGGCCUAAUGGGUUGUCUUUCUUCAAUGCACUCACUGGAAGAACAGAAGAUGCUAAUAAGCUUUUGUUCAAUCCAGAGAGCAAACAUGGUGAUCAGAAUCAACACCGCCCUCUUACUCAAAAUCCCAAUUCAGAUGCCUCCAACAUGCAAAAUGUUAGUGGAACCAACCCAAAUGAGUUCUUGAGCUUGGAUAGCCACCAAGAAGAUGCAAGGAAAGUGGACAAGUUUAAGAGGAGCUUCACUCUACCUGCAAGAGUGGCUUCAUCUUCUUCAUCCACUUCAAUGGAUCACCAUCAACAACAAGGUGUGGAGUAUAGGAAUUCCGAAGGAGGUAUGUACCCGGAUGUCAUGGAAACCUUUUUGGAGUGAAUGGGGGGGAAGAAAAAGAGUUUUAGUAUUGAGGGGAAAAAAUGAAAGAUGAGAAUUUGUAUCUAGGAAAAGCUAGUUGUGUUUCUUUUUCAUGUGUUUGCUUUUCACUUUGUAUCUUGUGUUUCUUCUGUCUUCCACUUAAUGAGACUUGAUUAGU